AGGCGCCAUAUUCUGUUCUACACACGAGGCCGUGGUCUUUGGAGAUCCUGUUCGUUCAGCAUGUCGGCCAUCCUGCCGCGAAGCUUGCUGCGAGACAGACGUGUGUAUACAUAUAUCUGUAGCCUCCCCCCUUCGCCUCUCGCAAACAACGAGCAGCUCAAACACGAUGGAUGCCAUUAGCGUUGACACGAGCAGCAACGAUUGGUCGUUCGGCUUCAAGAGUAUUCGCGUACAAGCCGGUGAUCAUGUCAUUCUCGACAAUAUCAGCGGCUCGCUCAAGCCGGGCGAAGUGCUCGCGCUGCUCCGCCCGUUUGGCUCCGGCAAGACGACGCUACUCGAUUCGAACAGCAGCCGAUUACAUCAAGGCUCGAAGCUCAAACGUACUGGCGAGAUCCUACUGGGAUCUUCACCAAUGGCGCCGGUCAACGCAGCCUUCCUCGGCUACACGGCUUACGCUGAGCAAGUCGAACGCGGCAUCCUGAACUCGUUGACAGUCUGA
This is a messenger RNA of Mixia osmundae IAM 14324, 499 nucleotides long. RefSeq lists its product as uncharacterized. Bases 167 to 499 code for a protein of 110 amino acids. Lineage: Eukaryota; Fungi; Basidiomycota; Mixiomycetes; Mixiales; Mixiaceae. Gene Ontology annotation, molecular function: ATP hydrolysis activity; ATP binding. The record is from RefSeq and is a predicted model, not a curated record. The transcript has a single exon.